CGAAGAUUUAAAAGUGAAUUAUUUCCUAAUCGUUGAAUGAAAAUGACUCUAAAUUGAAACAUACUACUCUCCUUUUUUAAUAUUUUUCAAUUUAAUUACAUAAUUAGGAUAGAUUUUUGUUGCUCUUGAUUAAUUGUCGAAAUGUCAGUGUAUAGGAGUGAGCCAAUGUCUAUGUGUCAGCUGAUUCUGACUGAUGAUGUCGCAUUCAACUGCAUGGCUGAACUUGGAGACAUAGGACUUGUUAAUUUCAAAGAUUUGAACAAGAAAGAUACAGUGUUUAAAAGGAAAUUUUAUAAUGAAGUGAAGAGGUGUGAAAACUUGGAGAGGCAGAUGAAAUAUUUGAUGAGUGAGAUGAAGAAGAAGAACAUCCAACUGCCACCAAUGGGUCUGGUCAGCCACGUUCCACCCGUCAAUCCGAGAAUGCUGGCCGAAUACGAGACUCGCAUAGAAAAGUUGGAGAGAGAAGUGCGGAGCAUCGAGUCGAGCAUAGGACUCUUAACUCAGAACUACACGAACCUCACAGAACUGAAACACCUGCUCAGGAAAACUCAAACAUUCUUCGACGAGGUUGACAGCAGACAGCAAGACUCGCGGAUCGACCAACGAACCGACGACUCAGUCUUGUACAAACCAAGCGCCAACAGCCUGCGACAGCACCAACUCCCUAACCAGGAUUACUCGACGGUCACGUUCCUGUCAGGUAACGAUAGAGAAGUUGGUGCUGCUCUGGCGUCAAAGGGGUCUGCCUUCAACAAACAGGACAAUGCUUAUACGCUGUCUUUCAAGUUGAAUUUCAUAGCGGGAGUGCUGCCGAAGAAGAAGAUGAUGGCCUUCGAGAGGAUGCUCUUCAGGGUCUGCCACUCGAACGUCCUCCUCAAAUACGUCGACGUCCAACUCUCCGUACCCAACGAAUACACGCAGUUGAACCAUGAUAGUGACCUGAACAAAACUGUCUUCCUCAUCUUCUUUCAAGGUGAACAAUUGAAGUCUAAGGUUCUCAAAAUGUGCGAGGGAUUUCAUGCCACUAUUUACCCUUGCCCUGAAACGAGACUGGAGCGUAGGAACAUGGCCCUUGGUGUUAUGAGCCGGUUAGAAGAUCUGAAUAUAGUCUUGAAGCAGACGCAGGACCACCAGCUUUCGGUGCUGAGGGACGCCUCACGUGACAUCCAGACCUGGACCAUCGGAGUGCACAAGACGAAGGCCAUCUACCACCAGCUCAAUAAAUUGCGGCACGAUAAAAAUUUGAAGACCUUGUUCGGGCGGUGCUGGUGCCCCACCAACGAGUUGAACCACGUUCAAAAUACUCUAUAUAUAGGAACUGAAAAAAGUGGGAUGAGCUCAUCAUCGGCCAUCUUGCACAGCAUCUCGACGUCCAGUGUGCCUCCAACCUACCAUGCCAAGAACCAGGUCACUGGCGUCUUCCAAGCAAUCAUCAACGCCUACAGCAUCCCCGCCUACAUGGAGAUUAAUCCUGCCCCAUUCAGCAUCAUCACCUUCCCCUUCUUGUUCUCCUUGAUGUUCGGGGACCUGGGGCACGGCUUCCUGCUCGCCCUCUUCGGCCUCUUCCUCAUCGUGGGCCAGAAAAAAUUCCCACCAGCUCUCAUGAAUAACGAGAUCUUCCGUAUGGGGUUCACAGCCAGGUAUCUUAUACUGCUGAUGGGGACGUUUUCAAUGUACUCCGGCAUCAUGUACAACGACUGCUUCGCUAAGCCUCUCAACUUGUUCGGGUCAUCAUGGUCUGCUAACAACAUGUCUAUGUUAUUAAAAGUGUGGUUAAAAAUGGUUACCAACCAUCUCCCUUACAAGACUGAGAUGAAAGACGCCCAGCCAUUGGAUCCCGUGCGCAAGGAUAUGUUCAGUAGGUCUCCGUACACCAUGGGGAUGGAUCCUACCUGGCAGAUGGCUUCCAACAAGAUAUCCUGGUUGAACUCGUACAAGAUGAAGAUCUCAGUCAUCUUCGGGGUCCUGCACAUGCUCUUCGGAGUCCUGCUCUCCCUCAUGAACCAUCUGCAUUUCAAGAGAUACUUGAACAUAAUCUGCCUCUUUGUGCCGCAAGUCAUCUUCCUCUGCUUCACGUUCGGCUACUUGAUCGUCCUCAUCAUCCACAAGUGGUGCUUCUACGAUGCACGCUCCUCUAAUUCCGCUCCCAGCCUUCUCAUUGGGUUCAUCAACAUGUUCCUCUUUGUGUAUCCAACUGAUCCACCGCAUGCAGUCGUCGGACACUCCAAGAAAAUCCUGCAAAUAAGUUUGAUACUGUUUGCUCUGAUCUGCGUGCCCUGGAUGCUUUUCAUCAAGCCGUACGUUCUCAACAGGAGAGAGGAACAUAAUGGCGAUGAGAACGGAAGCAGUGACGACGACGACGAUGAUGACAUCAUCAACAUCAAUCACCAUGACAACCAUCAGAGAGGCCUUCGUAUGCAGAUGAAUCAGUCUUCGAGGUCGGGAGAAGGAGAGGUGAACAGCAGUUCAGGAAGCAUCAGAAACGAACUUCUCAAGAGGGGAGCCAGGAAGAAAAAGAAGGAGUUCAGUUUUGGGGAGGUGUUCAUCAAUUCAUGCAUCCAUACCAUCGAGUACUGUCUGGGUUGCAUAUCACACACGGCAUCCUAUCUGCGAUUGUGGGCCUUAAGUCUGGCACACGCUCAACUGUCUGACGUUCUCUGGGGCAUGGUGCUACACCAGGGUCUGACGAUGGGGGGAAGGUAUGGUUACGGCUACAUCUUCCUCUUCCUCUUCUUCACACCCUGGGCAGUCAUGACUACCGUCAUCCUCCUAGCCAUGGAGGGUCUCUCUGCUUUCCUUCACACUCUCAGACUUCACUGGAUUGAAUUCAUGAGCAAGUUCUUCAUAGGCGGGGGUCGUGCUUUCGAUCCGUUCAUGUACAGGUUCAACGAUUUGAACGACUUCUACUAUUGAUCGAUCUAUUGAGUGAUCUUUUGAUCGAUUGUUGGACUGAAUUACUAAAUGAGUGAAUUAAUUAAUUAAUGAAUAACAGUCAACAGUCCAUAAAAUAUUGCCCUAUUCAUAUUUAUGUAUAUAUGGUUAUAAUUUGUGAUUCAUUAAUUAAUUAAUUUCUCGGUUGUUUUUCAUUUUUAUUUCAGUAAAAUUAAUUAAGGUUGUUAUUGACUGGCGUCAUCAUCAUUAUCAACAUCAUUAUUUUUAUCAUCAUCAUUAUCAUUACUGCUAGUAUUCUAAACAAUGUAUUCAUAACUCGAAUGUAUUAUAUUGUUAAAUAUUUCAAAUUGCAAUUAUUAUUUCCUCAAUAAUUUUGUUAUUGAGUUCUUUCCACUCUGUUCAACA
Messenger RNA from Helobdella robusta, 3297 nucleotides. RefSeq lists its product as hypothetical. The transcript has 24 exons. Lineage: Eukaryota; Metazoa; Annelida; Clitellata; Rhynchobdellida; Glossiphoniidae. The record is from RefSeq and is a predicted model, not a curated record. Gene Ontology annotation, molecular function: proton-transporting ATPase activity, rotational mechanism; ATPase binding. Gene Ontology annotation, biological process: vacuolar acidification; proton transmembrane transport. Gene Ontology annotation, cellular component: vacuolar proton-transporting V-type ATPase, V0 domain; vacuolar proton-transporting V-type ATPase complex; plasma membrane. The coding region runs from base 142 to 2913 and encodes 923 amino acids.